AUGUCAAAUCAUGCUCUAUUUCAACUAUCUACAACUCUCAUCGGUCACGAAUCAGAUGUUAAGGCUGUAUGCUGCCCCGGAGAGAAUUCCGUUGCUUCCUCUUCUCGAGAUAAGACUGUACGUCUGUGGUCUAGAGCAGGAGAAAAUGCUUUUAUCGAGAACAAAAUUUUUCUAGGGCAUAAUAAUUUUGUAAAUUCUGUUAAGUACUUACCUCCGACAUCAGAUCACCCUUCAGGCCUUGUAAUUAGUGGUAGCAGUGAUAAAACGAUUAACGUAUUUGAUGUUGAUAAUGCACAAGAACCUGCAUACUCAUUAAUUGGACAUUCAGACAAUGUUUGUGCUUUGGAUGUUACCCCUUCUGGCUUCAUCGUAUCUGGUUCUUGGGAUAAAACAGCUAAAAUAUGGAAAAAUUGGCAGGAAUCACACACUUUAGAAGGUCAUUCUCAAGCCGUUUGGGCUGUAUUAGCGGUAGAUGAUGAGCGUAUAUUAACUGGGUCUGCCGAUAAAUCUAUCAUAAAAUGGCAAAACGGAAAACGUGUACAAACCUUGAACGGCCAUACUGAUUGUGUUAGGGCAUUGGCAUUGUUACCAAAUAUGAGCUUCGUAUCUUGUGGCAAUGAUAGUACACUCCGUAUAUGGACUUUUUCAGGUCAAUGCAUUCAGGAACUAUACGGACAUACAUCCUUCGUGUAUUCUCUUGGAGUUUUGCCUACAGGUGAAAUUAUAUCUAGCGGAGAAGAUCGUUCCGUAAAAAUUUGGAAAGAAGGGAAUUGUGUACAAACGAUUAUACAUCCAGCGACUUCAGUAUGGUGUGUUGCUUCAAUGCCUAAUGGUGACAUUGUUAGUGGAUCCAGCGAUGGAAUAGUUCGAAUUUUUACCAGGAAUUCUGAACGCGUUGCAGAACCACAGAUUUUAAAAGAUUAUGACGAACAAGUUUCUAAGCAUGCGAUCCCAUCAAACCAAGUUGGUGAUUUAAAAAAAGACAAGCUUCCUGGACUUGAAGCACUCCAAAAGCAGGGCAACAAGGAAGGACAAGUAAUCAUGGUGCGUGUCGGCGAUGUAGUCGAAGCACAUCAAUGGAAUCAAGCAGAUCAGUCAUGGCAUAAAAUUGGAGAAGUGGUUGAUGCCGUUGAUCAGAAAAGAAAACAAUUAUUUAACGGAAGAGAAUAUGAUCAUGUAUUCGAUGUUGAUAUUGGAGAAGGCACUCCUGCGCUGAAACUACCAUAUAACACAGAUGAUGAUCCAUAUCAAGCUGCGCGAGAAUUUAUAUCGGCCAAUGGGCUUUCAGAAGCUUAUAUGGAACAAAUUGUAGAUUUUAUCUUGAAAAAUGCACCAGGUUCUAAUAUAAGUUCGGGGUCACAGUAUGCAGAUCCUUUUACCGGUGCAUCCAGAUAUACCCCUGGAGGAGUUUCGAGCAGUUUACAAACACCACCAAUUUCUUCAAACACUUUUACAACGGGCCUGGACCCUUGGACUAGACCAGGGCUUUCACCUGCUACAGAGUCUUCACCUGUUGCAUCCGGAUCAGCCAAAAUUAUUCCACAAAAAACCUAUCUCAAGUUUAAUCAAGCAAACAUUCAAGCAAUAUUGAAAAAAACUAAUCAAAUAAAUGUCGAUUUGCAACAAAUUGAAGCUACAAAUAGCGCUGUUUUAACUUCUCAAGAGAUAACUACAUUAGAAAAUUUGGCCAGAUUUUUGCAAAAUCCUCAAGCUAAUUCCAGAUCAAAUAAUGAUCGGCAACAAGAGUUUAUUGUUAUUCAUAAGAUAAUUACCCAGUGGCCAUUUGAAAGUCGAUUUCCCGGAAUUGAUUUAUUGCGCCUCCAGAUUCUAUAUACACCGAUUCCUGCACAGUAUGUUGAAAAUGAUAGCAAUGUAAUUAACCUUCUGAUUAACAGUACUGGGAUGAAUUCUUGGUCUAAGGAUCAUGAUACUCCAACAAAAGAUCAAGAAACAAACAUGAUGUUGGGUCUUAGAGCUCUGACAAACUUAUUUAAUGUCGAAGAAGGCAAAAGAAUUAUAAAACGAGAGGCCUCUACGAUUAUUGACAUGAUAUCCCAUACAUGGAAAAGUACAAAUAAAAAUCUUCGAAUCGCUUUAGUCACUGUGUUUCUUAAUUUUUCGGUUUUAUACCAGACAAAUGCAAAUGAAGACAUUAUUCUUCAGUUGAUGGCAACGCUAGUUGAGCUUCUUGAAAACGAAAGCGAAUCAGAAGUUGUGUAUCGGGCUUUAGUAACUUUGGGAACUUUCAUAAUCCAAAACCAAGCCGCUAAAGAAGCUGCGGAGGCAUUCGACGUUAAAAAUGUGGUGAAACUCGCAUCUACUAAAAUGAAUGAAGCGAGAAUCAACAGUAUUGCUAGAAAAGGUGGGCAUAUGGGCGUAGGACAUCAAGUUCAGCUUCUGGCAAAGAACCCGCAAAGAGGUGUACAUUGGAGGAGUUCAGCAGGUGCUGAAACGCGUCCACGUAGGACAUUAGGGGAAAAG
Dentiscutata erythropus is the source of this 2481-nucleotide messenger RNA. The record is from the annotation of a GenBank genome assembly. NCBI's taxonomy places the organism in Eukaryota, Fungi, Glomeromycota, Glomeromycetes, Diversisporales, Gigasporaceae.